This is a messenger RNA of Tachysurus vachellii, 2860 nucleotides long. It is a transcript of the gene gle1, whose product is annotated as GLE1 RNA export mediator. Lineage: Eukaryota; Metazoa; Chordata; Actinopteri; Siluriformes; Bagridae. The coding region runs from base 253 to 2373 and encodes 706 amino acids. Gene Ontology annotation, cellular component: cytoplasm; nuclear pore; nuclear pore cytoplasmic filaments. Gene Ontology annotation, molecular function: phospholipid binding; translation initiation factor binding; inositol hexakisphosphate binding. Gene Ontology annotation, biological process: poly(A)+ mRNA export from nucleus; regulation of translational termination; regulation of translational initiation. The transcript is spliced from 16 exons. The record is from RefSeq and is a predicted model, not a curated record.
ACUACUGUUAGGGCUAGUGUUAGGGUUAGAGUUAGAGUUAGAUUAUCGAAUAGGCCACGCCCACCCGAUGACGCAAUAUCUGUUACGCUGUUCUGAAAUCCCUGGAAAUAAGUGCAUCCCGCGGAGGAGCAGGAAGAGGAAGAACAAGAAGCAGUAGAAGAAGAAUCGCAUAAUUCUAUCGGAUAGUGUAUAUCCUAGGUCAAAGCUUGUCGGUUUAUUGAAUUUACAGCUUUGUAUAACGUUUACAUCAAAAUGCCAGCUGAAAAUCUGAGAUGGGAGACACUGGAAGCUCUGAAAAAUUCACCGAAAGCAAAAAUAAAUUACAAUCUUGAAAAGAGCGAGGACAUUUUAGCAGGUUGUAGAGAGGUAACCAGACUGUCCCCUCUCUCUGAACACGUUCUAAAGAGCUUCAGCCCUCAGUCUGUGAUGAAAAAUAGUUCCUGCAUGGGUUCCAUGUUCCCUGAUAUAAGUACAUCAGAACAUGGCCUCAGCUCUGGUUCAGCUGCCUUUAAAACGUUUCAUAGACUUGCUACAUCUCCCAACGUACCAUUACUUCAUACUGUCAAAAAAGAGGAAACUGAUGAUACAAAAGAGGGUUUGAGCUCCACAGUGGACAUUUGCAGCAGUUCACCAACACCAAUCUUCUCAACCAAGGCCACACAGAUGGCUGGCUGCAUCCGCAUCUGUGAGAAAAAACAUUGGGCUAAAUCCAAGUUAGAGCUGAACCUAAGGCAGGAGCUGCAGGAAUGUCUGGUGGCUGGUGUUGCUAGUCGGGAGUCAGAGCAGCUUAAACGCUUUGAAGAGUUCAUGGAGCUUAAGCAGAGACAGGAGUACCAGAGUAUGAGGGACAUGAUGGAAAAGGAAACACAGGAAAGCAUUGGACGCCAGGAGAAGUUAAAGGAAGAACACAGACAUAGAAUGAAGAUCUUAAACCUGAGACUUCGGGAGGCAGAACAGCAGAGGCUGAGAGAGGCAGAGCUUGAGCGGCAGAGGCAGUUGGAGGGCAGGGAUCGGUUGCGAGCACUCAAUGCCAUUCAAGAGGAGGUGCUUAGGCUCAAUCAGCUCCUGGAACCUGCACCUUACACACAAACAAGCCCCACAUUUGACUGCUCAUCUUAUGUCAGCCGUGGCAACCAGCUUUGUUCACAGGUUUCAGAGGUUGUACGCGCUACAACUGAAGGACAGUUUCCGUCAGUUGAUGAUAUGAUGGUGGGAGACCAGGCCCUACAGGAAAUGAGAACACUGGUUAGAGCAAUCCAGGAGGAGCUUGCACAGGUACAAGAGAAAAAGAAGAAUGAGCAAGUGGAAGAAGAGUGCAGGAAGAAACAGGCAGAGAUGAAAAUCCAGCAAGAGGAAAAGAAGAAAACGGCAGCAUUAGCUGUUAAAGAGAAACUCAAAAAACAAGGUCUGCAGACUAUGGCUGAUGACAGCACCUUGAAAUGGUAUAAAGAUCUGCAAGGUUUGGCCAGCCAAUGCACACAGUACUUUGAAGAUUUGAACAACACAAAGGAUAUGCAGAUAAAAAAAUUGAGAAUGGAGCUCCAGAAAGCUGCAACAAUUCCUGUGAGCCAGAUAUCCAGUAUUUCAGGUUCCAAGCUGAAGGAGAUUUUUGACAAGAUUGACAAAUUGUUAUUAGGAAGACAAGUUAUCUUUGGUGGAAAAGGUGUUUCCACGUCCCAGCAUCCUUAUGGACUAGAAUUUGUGAGCUAUAAAUUGGCAGAAAAAUUUGUGAAACAAGGAGAAGAGGAGGUGGCGUCUCAUCAUGAAGCCGCAUUCCCCAUUGCGGUUGUGGCUUCAGGUGUAUGGGAGUCCCACCCUAAAGUAGGAGACCUCAUUUUAGCUCAUCUCCACAAAAAGUGCCCAUAUUCCGUUCCUUACUACCCCCCAAUGAAGGAUGGCACCUCCAUUGAAGAAUAUCAGCAGAUUCUGGGAUAUCGUGUGGAUGAGUCAGGGGUGGAAGGUCAGGACAGUUUCUUAAAAAGAAUGUCUGGAAUGAUCCGACUCUAUGCAGCCAUAAUACACCUAAGAUGGCCUUUCACUAAUAAACAAGGGAUUGGUCCCCAUGGACUGAAUCAUGGCUGGCGUUGGUUGGCUCAGAUGCUAAACAUGGAACCACUGGCUGACGUUACAGCAACGCUUCUAUUUGACUUUCUAGAGGUUUGUGGAAAUGCGCUUAUGAAACAAUACCAAGAGCAGUUUUGGAAGCUUCUGCUUUUUAUAAAAGAAGAAUACUUCCCCAGGAUUGAAGCAGUCACUGACAGUGGUCAGAUGGGUUCUGUAACAAGACUUAAGCAGUUUCUGGAGAACGUCUUAAGAAACAAGCAGAUUGAGCCACCAAAAGGACAACUGAACUCAGCCUUCUGGAGAUCCUGAGGGUUUUGAUUAUUGAUCUGACAACUUCCUCAGUACCUCGAAAAUGCAUCAGGGAUACUGAGACACUGUUUACACUUCAACAAUAUGUUCAAUAAUGAAGUAUAAUAUUCCUGCAGAUCCAUGACUGUUUAUCAUCUGCAUCAUCUGUUUAUGCAUAUUUUUUUUUAAAUAAAAUUAUUUUGGUGUACAUGUACUAAAUGUAAACUUCCUGGCCACUUUGGUAGAUACGCAUGUAACCCUGGCCAUCCAUGUAAAUAUCCAGUCAGCCAAUUGUGUCGCAUCACAUCAAUGCAUGAAAUCAUGCAGAUAACCUUGGUACAUCAGUUAAGGUUCAUAUCAAAGAUACAAAUGUGAUCUUGGUGAUGACGGCACAGGUUCACUGAAACUGGACAACUGUUUGUUUUUUGUCCAAAUUUUAAACUGUCCAAUUCUUCAGGCUGAGCAUGAUUGUAAAAAGGGGUAGCAAUACACUUCCUGUCAGCUCAAA